Phragmites australis (common reed) is the source of this 1130-nucleotide messenger RNA. Its product is annotated as ethylene-responsive transcription factor ERF014-like. The record is from RefSeq and is a predicted model, not a curated record. Bases 90 to 755 code for a protein of 221 amino acids. The transcript has a single exon. Lineage: Eukaryota; Viridiplantae; Streptophyta; Magnoliopsida; Poales; Poaceae. Gene Ontology annotation, biological process: regulation of DNA-templated transcription. Gene Ontology annotation, molecular function: DNA-binding transcription factor activity; DNA binding.
GCUAACUACUACUACUUGUAUUCUUCGAGCUUGCACUGCCAACCAUCGACAUCACGCAUCAAAGAAAGAAACAGUUGCAGGAGGCGGCGAUGAACGGCGGCAAUGCUGCUGCGGAGGCGAGGCAGGGCCCGGGCCGAGACAGGGGGAGGCAGUACAAGGGCGUGCGGAUGCGGAGCUGGGGCUCGUGGGUGUCGGAGAUCCGGGCGCCGAACCAGAAGACUCGGAUAUGGCUCGGCUCCUACUCCACCGCCGAGGCCGCCGCGCGCGCCUACGACGCCGCGCUGCUCUGCCUCAAGGGCUCCGCCGCCGACCUCAACUUCCCCGUGCACCUCCCCUUCCACAUCCCCGCCGCCGCCAUGUCGCCCAAGUCCAUCCAGCGCGUCGCCGCCGCCGCCGCCAAUGCCACCUGCAGCCCAUUGCAGGCCGGCGCCACCUCCUCCUACCCUGCCGCCGCGGCCAGCACCAACGCCACUCCGCCGGGCGGAUACGGCGACGCGUCGUCGGCCUUGAGCUCCCCGGAGAACGCGAGCACUGACCAGUACAACGAGAUGGAGCACGACGACAUGAUGAGGGACGUGGAUUACGCCGCGCUCGCGGACAUCGAGGCCUUCUUCCAGUCGCCCAAGUGCAUGGAGUACGCCAUGAUGGACCCAUGCAGCACGUUCUUCGCGCCGCCCCCCAUGGCGAUGGACGCGGCCGCCGAGUGGGAGGAGGAAGGUGGGAUCGACCUCUGGAGCUUCUCCUCCAUCAACUGAUGAGCUCCAUGAAACAUCAGCUCGAUCGGCGGUCAAGUCUCAAGUGAUCAUCCAUUCAUCAACUCAACACUGACUGAAUUAAUUCCUACAUAAAUGUAGUUAAUUAUUGUACUACUAGUACUAGGCUAAGAUAAUUGUGCAAUGUGGGGGAACUCUCAUGGAGCUACAUGUUUUAAGGCAGCUUUCCAUGCAGCCAACUUCUCUCAGUUGCAUGCUAUACACUACUCCUACAGAGGAACCGGUUCCUAUAUACUAUGUGUAUAAGUUUUUUUUAACGUAAUGUGCAGAACCUGUUUCUGCAAGUGCAAGUAAUGAAUUAUGAUGUACCCCUACUUGUGUCCAAAGCAUAGUCCCUUUAUUACUUCAGUUAUUGGA